Messenger RNA from Sclerotinia sclerotiorum 1980 UF-70, 2352 nucleotides. RefSeq lists its product as hypothetical. The transcript is spliced from 2 exons. Gene Ontology annotation, biological process: nucleoside triphosphate metabolic process. NCBI's taxonomy places the organism in Eukaryota, Fungi, Ascomycota, Leotiomycetes, Helotiales, Sclerotiniaceae. Bases 1 to 2352 code for a protein of 783 amino acids. The record is from RefSeq and is a predicted model, not a curated record. Gene Ontology annotation, molecular function: nucleoside triphosphate diphosphatase activity; ribonucleoside triphosphate phosphatase activity.
AUGUCGUUCAAAGUCGUUCGAAAGCCCGAGGGCGGGGAUGCUUCCUUGUUAUCUCCAUCGAAUUACGACGACGACGCACCGUCUAUACAUUCAGAGCGCAGCAGUCAAGAUGACGACAGUGAUGAUGAUAAGGUACUUAAAGGGGCACGAACGUCGGCGGAUAUUAGGAAAUACGAUCGGGGUGUGUUAGAAGAGGAAGAAGAAAGGGACGAGCUACUGGAGCGGAAUCGACAGGGCGGGAAGAGGAGAGGUAGCGCAUUGGAAGGAAUAAGCUCCGGGCUUAGAGGUCUAUGGAGUAAGAGCCAUGUUUUGUUACCUGGAGCCGAUGAUGGAGGCUCCACAGAUCAGAACGACAAAGCCGAUUCAGAAGACAAACGACGCCAAAGGAGAAUUAGAAGGCAGAGAAAGAAAGAAAAAUUGAUGGAAGAUGCAAGUCAUGGCGAACCUGGAGAGUUAAUGAUUGAGAUGGAAGGGGGGCGCAUGAAAGAAGGCAGUGUGACAGGUUCAAGCAGCGAAACCGAUGAGAGUGACGAUGUCGAUAGACGUGGCUUGCUCAACAUACGGGACAAGACAGUACAACGAAAAAAGGCGAAAUGGGCUUGGUGCGCUAUAUACCUUUUGAUUGCAGCAGGUUUUGUGGCUUUGGUAUUGGUGGCGUGGAAAUUGUCGCUGAAGGCACGUUUCACUAAAGUCCACCAAAAUAUUUUGAGCAAUGGCACAGCUUUAUUCGCUCCAACAACAAUUCUGAUAAGCUUAGAUGGUUUCCGAGCCGAUUUCUUAAAGCGGGGCAUCACGCCUAGAUUAAAUGCUUUUGUGGAGGAGGGGAUCUCGCCUGUGUAUAUGAUGCCUAGUUUUCCUUCUGUCACCUUCCCAAACCAUUAUACAUUGGUUACUGGUCUCUACCCAGAAUCACAUGGAGUUGUAGGAAAUACGUUCUGGGACAAGGAACUACAAGAAAAAUUCUACUACACCAAAUCUGAAGCGAUGAACAAGAAAUGGUGGGGUGGUGAACCUCUCUGGGUCACUGCUGAAAAUCAAGGAAUUAGAACUGCCAUUCACAUGUGGCCAGGAAGCGAAGCACAUAUUAUGGAUGUGGAGCCGGCAUACUUGGAUAAAUAUAACGGGAAAGAAUUGCUGUCGAAGAAAGUCAGCCGAGUACUUGAGCUCCUGGACAAGCCUGGACAGGAGGAUAACCAAGCAGAAAUAGCUGAUACGAGACCUCAACUCAUCGCAGCGUACGUGCCAAAUGUUGAUCAGCAUGGGCAUCUUUAUGGACCAAAUAGUACUGAAAUUAGGACAACAAUAUCAGAGGUGGACACUAUGCUUGAUCAAUUGUUCCAAGGACUAGAGGCAAGGAACUUGACAAAUAUUGUCAACGUUGUCGUUGUUUCGGAUCAUGGAAUGGCUACUACAGACACAAACCGCCUUGUUCAAUUAGAAGAUAUUGUUGAUACUAGUCUAAUUGAGCACACUGACGGCUGGCCCUUGUAUGGACUUCGGCCGAAAGAUCCUGCGCACCUUCAAGGCCUUUACGAUAGUUUGGCUGCGGAAGCUGCCAUUAAUCCGAAUUUUGAUGUAUACCUACGUGAUGUCAAUAUGCCUGAACGUUAUCAUUUCUCCAAAAAUGAACGUAUCGCUCCCCUAUGGAUUGUUCCAAAGACUGGUUGGGCAAUUGUCACGAAGGAUGAAAUUGAUGUAGUUGAAGCAAAGGCGAAAGGCAUUGUCUAUCAUCCUCGAGGUUUGCAUGGCUACGAUCAUGAAAAUCCGCUCAUGAGGGCUAUUUUCAUCGCUAGAGGCCCUGCUUUCCCGCAUGAGCCAAAUAGCCGCGUUGAACCUUUUCAAAAUAUUGAAGUAUACAAUAUAAUUUGUGACUCUCUCGCUCUUACACCCAAACCGAAUAACGGUACACUACGCCUACCGCUCAAGCCUGUUGGACUCCACUCGCCCGACACAUCCCCUCCCGAACCUGCUGACCCAGAGCCUGUUCCUUCGAAAUUAGACUCUCCAACGAACGGGACUCUAUCUAUAUCGCAGAUUGAAGCUAGCCCUGCGGCAGAUCUAGAACCGGUUCCUUCGAAAUCAGACUCUUCAAAAAAUGGAACUCUAUCUAUAUCGCCUAUUGAAGCUAGUUCUGCCGCAGAUCCUAAUGUGGUUUCUCCACAUAUGGUAGGUGUUGAUACACCAGAAGACUUGGAGGAUCCAAAUGUGGACAGGCCGGUAGUGGGAGACGAAAGUAGUACGACAAAUGAUGCAAAGCAUUGGUGGGCAUGGUUCAAGGGAGAACUGGACGAGUUUAAAGGCUGGGUUUCUGAUCUGGCCCAUGGAAAUGGGAAGAAUGAGACUCAAGCGUAA